CCUUGAUCUCGUUGCAAUAAGAAGCACCAUCGCAAUGGAACAAUUGAACACUCCCGUCUCGUCGACCACUUCGUACCAGACACUUCUACCACCUCCUGAAAUUAUGACUGCGAAGGAUGCUUUUACGGCAAUUAAGAAUGCUACGACAACUCUGGAUGAUGUGUUGGACAAGAUGAUUGACUACAAUUACCAUGUCGGUAUACUAGGAAGCAAGACUGAGCUUUCCAAAGACAUUGAAGCGAUCACCAAUGACAUCUCUGAUCAGGACAAAAAGCGCCAACAAGACUUGCUGGAAAUCAAAUUGAUCCUCGACGACUUUCUUGAUAACCAAAUAAUCAAUACUUUGAAGGCCCAGGUGGAGGAAGAUGUCAAUAAAGAGAUCGAUCGUCUCGUCGAAAUCCAUGUGAAGGAACACUUGGAACAAUAUCAUACUCCCGAGGCUGUCAAAGCCAAGGUACAGGAGAGCAAGUGUGACUUGGAGCGGGAGCGUCGACGUCUGCACAAUUCAGAGAGCAAACGCGCAAACUCAUUGCUGCGCCAGAGAGACGGAAACUUAUUGCUGAAUACUAUCUAUGCAGAUGAUGGGGAAGGUGAAGUAAGUAAGGACUAUCCUCGCACGCUGAAAGAUCUUUUCGACCUGGAUGCCACGAUGUGUAAGAGCUUGGCAACCGAGUACAAGCUGCCUGGCGUCUCCGACUCGCGGGAAAAGAACCUCAAUUUACUGCUGCGUUUCUUCGGCAUCGCGUACCAAAUGGUGCGAUAGACGGACAGUAUUUUUCUUGUCUCAUUGACAUGUAGUAUUUAGGUUAGGACUGGUGAUGAGAAAUACAGACGAGUGGGUGUAGUAUGUUAGUGAUGUACAUUCCUCGUUCCUCCGAUACAACAAAUAAAAUUAUCUAUGCUUCCACUGGCACUUCACUU
Molecule: messenger RNA, 921 nt
Organism: Guyanagaster necrorhizus
Lineage: Eukaryota; Fungi; Basidiomycota; Agaricomycetes; Agaricales; Physalacriaceae
Exons: 7
Coding region: 35-763 (242 amino acids)
Source: RefSeq, a predicted model, not a curated record